GGCUAAACCUCUGAGUUCACUCCCUCAAUAUUAGGUUUCUGCAGAUACAACGUCUCCUGUAUCUGUUCUCGAUUUUAGCGCAUCUACAUACAUCUAUAGUGUGUGUAUUGCUCUCUGAUUUUUUUUUGGAUUCAGCAAUUCGAAGAUGUCGCUGAGGCCGAAUGCUAGAGUCGAGGUUCGCCGGAACCGUUACAAGGUGGCCGUCGACGCGGAUGAGGGCCGCCGCAGGAGAGAGGACAACAUGGUGGAGAUUCGUAAGAACAAGAGGGAGGAGAGCUUGCAGAAGAAGCGCCGUGAAGGACUUCAAGCCAAUCAGCAAUUUCCUCUUCCAGUCCAGAACGAAAAGAAGCUGGAUGCUCUGCCUGCAAUGGUAGCUGGUGUUUGGAGUGAUGAUGGCAAUUUGCAGCUUGAGGCAACUACUCAGUUUAGAAAAUUGCUUUCAUUAGAAAGGAGUCCUCCAAUUGACGAAGUAAUUCAAGCAGGGGUUGUUCCUAGGUUUGUCCAAUUUCUUGCAAGGGAUGACUUUCCACAACUUCAGUUUGAGGCAGCAUGGGCUCUCACUAAUAUUGCCUCUGGGACAUCUGAGCACACUAGGGUGGUAAUUGAUUCUGGAGCAGUCCCAAUCUUUGUGAAGCUUCUUAGUUCUCCUAGUGAUGAUGUCCGGGAACAGGCCGUAUGGGCUUUGGGCAAUGUAGCUGGUGAUUCUCCCAAAUGUAGGGAUCUUGUCCUAAGCGCGGGAGCUUUAUCCCCCUUGCUGGCUCAGUUAAAUGCGAAUGCAAAGCUGUCAAUGCUGAGAAAUGCCACAUGGACACUCUCAAAUUUCUGCAGAGGCAAGCCACAGCCUCCUUUUGAACAGACUAGGCCAGCACUUCCAGCACUUCAGCAACUUAUACAUUCAACCGAUGAAGAAGUUGUUACCGAUGCAUGUUGGGCUCUCUCGUAUCUAUCUGAUGGUACAAAUGAUAAAAUUCAAGCUGUUAUUGAUUCUGGCGUGUGUUCACGAUUGGUGGAGUUGUUACAGCAUCCUUCCUCAUCAGUUAUAGUUCCUGCUUUACGUGCAGUUGGUAAUAUUGUCACUGGAGAUGACAUGCAAACUCAGCAUAUUAUUGAUAAUCAAGGGCUGCACCGACUUUCUACAUUAUUAACUGGCAAUUACAAGAAAAGUAUUAAGAAGGAAGCUUGCUGGACUAUUUCAAACAUCACUGCUGGCAACACUGUGCAAAUCCAGGCUGUGAUUGAAGCCAAUAUAUUUGGACCUCUUAUUAAUUUGCUUCAAAAUGGCGAGUUUGAUAUAAAAAAAGAAGCUGCUUGGGCAAUAUCAAAUGCCACAUCUGGUGGCAGUCAUGAUCAGAUCAAGUACCUUGUAUCUCAAGGAUGUAUCAAGCCAUUGUGUGAUCUCCUUGUUUGUCCUGAUCCAAGAAUUGUGACGGUCUGUCUAGAAGGACUUGAAAAUAUUUUAAAGGUUGGUGAAGCGGAGAAGAAUAUGGGCCGGACUGGGGAUGUAAAUCUGCAUGCUCAGAUGGUAGAAGAUGCGGAAGGUUUGGAAAAAAUUGAGAACCUUCAAAGUCAUGACAAUCAUGAGAUUUAUGAGAAGGUUGUAAAGAUAUUAGAGGUAUACUGGUUAGAGGAAGAGGAUGAGUCAAUGCCACCAGGUAACAAUGCAUCAUCCGAACAGGGAUUCCAGUUUGCGAAUGGAAACGUAGAUUUACCGAAUGGUGGAUUCAACUUUAACUAGGUUGCAACUGUUCUUCUAUUGUGUAGUGUUUGAAAAGAGAUGAGAUGUUGUUCCCACAGCGAGAGAACAAACCGGAGGAGGCUGCCACAUCACUGAAAUAACAAAAUCAAUUCUCAUUGUUCUUUUUUCAGUAGUGGAAUUCUGUUUUAUUUUCAUUUUCAGUAUUGCUGGGAAUUUUGGCAUUCUCAACUCUUUGAUUUCCCCCCUAGCUUGUACUAAACUUAUGGUGGAAAGGGAUUCACCUAUUUUUAUCUAUUAAUUUCUAUUUUAUACCGCAA
Ipomoea nil (Japanese morning glory) is the source of this 2013-nucleotide messenger RNA. RefSeq names its product importin subunit alpha-2-like. The transcript is spliced from 11 exons. Gene Ontology annotation, cellular component: nucleus; cytoplasm. Lineage: Eukaryota; Viridiplantae; Streptophyta; Magnoliopsida; Solanales; Convolvulaceae. The coding region runs from base 146 to 1735 and encodes 529 amino acids. Gene Ontology annotation, biological process: NLS-bearing protein import into nucleus. Gene Ontology annotation, molecular function: protein binding; nuclear import signal receptor activity. The record is from RefSeq and is a predicted model, not a curated record.